AUGUACCACGGAGAACUAUUUCUCCAUAUGACCUUAGUCCCAGCGACAAUCCGGGCGCUCUUACGUGGUCCCAACUACGAGGAGUGGUCUAUUAAUAUUCGACAUGCUCUGCGUUCCCGCAAGAAAUUUGGGUUCGUAGACGGCAAGAUUCCGACUCCAGCCCCAGAUUCCGUCGAUUUUGAUGACUGGGAAACGAACAACUCUCUUAUCGUUUCCUGGAUCAAAAACACCUUGGAACCUACGCUACGUUCGGAUGUAGUUCAUCGGGAAUUUGCUAAGGAUUUGUGGGAUUAUCUUAAGCGCCGGUUUGGUAUGACAAGUGCCCCGCGUCUUCUUCGUGUUCGGAGCGACCUAGCAAAUUGCCGACAGAAGGGUAUGACUGUGGAGUCCUAUUUCGGGAAAAUCACUAAGUUGUGGGACGAUCUGGCUACACUCCGAUCUUUGAAGACUUGCCAUUGCGGUCUGUGCGUGUGCAACAUUACCGAGGAAUUCGAGAAACAGAGGCAAGAAGAUCGUUUGUAUGAAUUUCUCUUGGGUCUUGACGAUGAAAAAUUUGGCGUCGUUCGUUCGAACUUGCUGUCCUGGCAACCUCUUCCGACAGUCGAAGAGGCAUAUAUGGUCGUUACUCAAUACGAAGCCUCCAAAGCGUCUGUCGUUUCCUCGAUUCCUCCCUCUGAUAUCGCGGCGUUUGCUGUCUCCACUGCCCCGAAACCUCGUGAUUUGCCUUCUGGAAAGGACAAAUCCGUCGUCUGCUCCAACUGUGGUCGUUCCGGUCAUGCAGUUGACAGCUGCUUUCAGAUUCUGGGUUAUCCAGAAUGGUGGGGCGAUCGUCCCCGUGGUCGUUCGGACAGAGGAGGUCGCGGUGCUCCUAAUCGAGGAAAAAGCUCUGUUCGGGUUAAUUCCGUUCAUACCCCUGUUUCUUCGUCACCGAGUAUUCUCGGUGCGUCGCCGGAACCUGUGGCAUUACCCUCUGAUGCGUCUCCCCUCCCUGGACUGAAUGCAGAGCAGUGGAAGACCCUUGUUUCUCUAGUCAACGCCGGCAAAAUUGGCGCGACAACUACGUCUUCGGGUAUGUCUUCUUCUGUUCCUUGGAUUCUGGACACCGGUGCCUCUCGUCACAUGACAGUUGUUUCUCCGUGUUGCAAGACUCCGUGUGUGUGUCACCGUGCCGCAUUACUCUACCUGACGGUCGUUGUUCAGUUGCUGUUCAGUCCGGAUCUGUUCAGCUCUCUCUACGACUUAUUCUGUCGGAUGUUCUUUUUGUUGACGGCCUUCGCGUCAAUCUCAUCUCGGUGUCACAGUUACUUGCCGAUUGACCGGGUUUCGAAGAUGCUGAUUGGAGCGGGUGAGCUACGGGACGGGCUCUACUACUUUCGAGGGUUUGAACACGCUUUAGCUGUUCGUUCUCAUAACACAGUUUCGUUUGACGUGUGGCAUCGUCGUUUGGGACAUCCUUCGAAAGCGGUCAUUGAGCAGAUUUCCGGGAUUGAGUUUUAUCGACCUGUUGGGUCUUCUCUUGUUGAUUGUGAUGCAGGUUUUCCUAUUGAGUUCUGGGGUGAUUGUGUUCUCACUGCUGGUCAUCUCAUCAAUAGGACUCCCACAAAGUUAAUGUCUGAGCGUUCUCCUUUCGACGUUCUUUAUGGGAAAUCUCCUGCUUAUCAUCAUCUUCGGACGGUAGGGUGCCUCUGUUACUCUCACAACAAGGAUACUCAUGGGGAUAAGUUCGCAUCUCGCAGUGUUCGGUGCGUGUUUGUUGGGUAUCCGGCGGGCAAGAAAGGCUGGCGCCUUUACGACCUCGAUACACGUCGGUUUUUCGUAUCUCGGGAUGUCGUCUUCUUCGAAGAUAAAUUUCCGUUUCUCGAUGUUCCGGUGGCUUCCACUCUUGCUAUUUCGGUUUCACCAGAUUCUUGGCCUGUGUUUACCGACUUCGACGACUCUGUCAUUGUGUCGGUGCCUCCGACACCUCCUGUUCUAGCAACUGUUUCGCCGGAUUCUGAUCUGUGUCAUCCUACUUGUGUUGGUGACGAUUCUGGGUCACCGGAUGCUACGGAUUCGAUCCAGCCCUCCGAGGAUGUUGACGACAGGGGGGGCUCCUUGGUUCACCCAACUGAUGUUGUCCCAGACGAGGAACUGGGUCGUGGCAAAAGAACUCGUUUUCCUUCUACCCGUCUUCACGACUAUGUCACGAACACCGUCCAAGUCUCGCGCUCGUCCCCUGCUCAACCCGACUCUCGUAUUUCAGGUUCGCUGUAUCCUUUCGCCCAUUCUGUUAAUUGUGUUCGAUUUUCUCCUGCUCACCGUGCCUUCUUGGUUGCUGUAACCGACGGGUUCGAACCACGGUCGUAUAAGGAAGCUCUUCGCGACCCUCGGUGGCAAGCAGCUAUGAAAACCGAGAUCGAUGCCCUGACUGGGCGUACAUUCUUGGCUGUCGCUGCGGCUCGGCAUUGGGAGAUUCAUCAGAUGGAUGUCCAUAAUGAUUUCUUACAUGGUGAUCUCAGAGAAGAAGUCUACAUGCGCAUGCCACCUGGUUUCGAAUCUCCGGAACCCGGUAUUGUGUGUCGUCUUCGCAAAUCCUUAUAUGGCUUGCGUCAAGCUCCGAGAUGUUGGUUCGAAAAACUUCGGUCGGCUCUUCAGAAGUACGGGUUUGUUCAGUCCCAAUCGGACCAUUCCCUCUUCACUUUCCGCGACGAUUUGGGUGUCCUCAAAUAUUUUCUCGGUUUGGAGGUUGCUCGGAACAACGACGGGAUUUAUAUUUACCAACGGAAAUACACCAUCGACAUAAUCUCCGAAGCCGGUUUGCUUGGUUGCAAACCUGCUCAGUUUCCAUUAGACCAGAACCACCGUCUCGCUCUCUCCGACAGCCAGUUCUUGUCUGAUCCCGGCAAAAUCCUCGGCAAGAUCAUUGGGACGCUGCACUUCAUGUUGUUCGCUACCUCAAGCGUGAUCCAGGCCAAGGUGUUCUGUUUCGCGCCGAAUGCGAUCUGCGAUUACGUGGAUGGUGCGAUGCCGACUAUGCUGGUUGUCCACUCACUCGUCGAUCUCUGA
Messenger RNA from Tarenaya hassleriana, 3045 nucleotides. RefSeq lists its product as uncharacterized. Gene Ontology annotation, molecular function: zinc ion binding; nucleic acid binding. The coding region runs from base 1 to 3045 and encodes 1014 amino acids. The transcript is spliced from 6 exons. The record is from RefSeq and is a predicted model, not a curated record. Lineage: Eukaryota; Viridiplantae; Streptophyta; Magnoliopsida; Brassicales; Cleomaceae.